Messenger RNA from Lasiosphaeria miniovina, 581 nucleotides. RefSeq lists its product as uncharacterized. Bases 103 to 477 code for a protein of 124 amino acids. The transcript has a single exon. NCBI's taxonomy places the organism in Eukaryota, Fungi, Ascomycota, Sordariomycetes, Sordariales, Lasiosphaeriaceae. The record is from RefSeq and is a predicted model, not a curated record.
CCAAGUUGCGGCAGCAGGGCCCUCAGGUGGACAUUGCUUACCCGCGCCUCGCCCAAGGCACCUAAUCCACGCGCCGCUCCGAACCGCAGCCCAAAAUCCGCCAUGGUCUCAACCACCGAGACGGGCGCAGCGCCCGCUGACGGGGCUCGCGCCCCUGAACACCACGAUUCGGACACCAUCCAGCCGAGCCCGCAAGUCGUUGGCAGCAACACCAGCGAGAAGAGCGAGGUUCUGCCGGCGCUGCAGCACAAGGCUAGCUCUAGUAUCAGCGGCGGCGACCGUGACCUGGACGGAAAGAACGUCUCGUUGCCAGCUGCACAGUAUGACGUCGACCCGGAGAAGCAGAGCACGCACGUCGGCUCGGUUCACGAUGGCCGGUAUAGAAAUGCAAAGCCCUACACGUACGGAUAUUACCGGCGGUGGAGACAUUGGAGGAAGCUCAUUCACUUGAUCGUCUUCAUUGUGUUUACUGCGUGAGUCUCUCCCUCCCCGCCCUUUCGCUGUUUACUUUUCGUCCAUUUCCUCUGCACCGUGAUGCUCGGCCUAUUUUUAUUUCUUUUUCCUCCCGUCAUUUUGGGAGC